CAAUCAAUCUGCUCUGUCGGCCCGGCAUGGCUGCCAUCCUCAUCUCUUGUGCGCCUCCUCGCAUCCGCCGAGCCUGCAUCGGGAGACGAUCCUUCGUUGCCUUGUUUGUUUGUUGAAUCCAACUGUCAAAUGUCUUCUCAUCAGCCUGUCAGCUUGUCAACGCUGCACCAUCUCUUUCGCCAUUGUUGUGGCCAAACACCCGUCCGCUGUGCUUGUGGUCCCCUCUUUACUUUGCCCCAUUGUGCUAGCCCCGUCACCUCCCAGCCCGCGGACCAGCGCCCCUGUCAAACCCAAUCUGCUGUCACGAGCACUCUACUCCCCAAGUCCACAUCUAUGUACAUGAGACUGUACAUGCAUCGCGGUAUCGAGGCCAACAACCGGCCUGUCACUGCCCCUCAUCCUCAUCGCUUCUGCUGCCUACGCCCAAUAUCCCUCUUUCAAUCCAUCCCGUCCGUCUCAUUGAUUUCCGGCCAGCAUGGAGCGUGAUGCAAAAUUCCGGAAUCCCCACGGCAAUCCUGAUUGCUCUUUGCGUAUUCGUGCCAUUUCCUGGUUGGGCGCUUGGAAAACGCCUGGCGCUCCACACUGUCAUUUCUCUCUGUCCCUCCCCCCUGUGGGGGAUCGAGAUGGACCUUGGGGCUAAAAGGCCAAGUCUCACGGUUCGCGGAGAGAGCCACGGGCCAGAAAAUUUGCUGUUGAAAAUUCCUUUCCGUGGCAUGCGCACCGCC
Molecule: messenger RNA, 725 nt
Organism: Periconia digitata
Lineage: Eukaryota; Fungi; Ascomycota; Dothideomycetes; Pleosporales; Periconiaceae
Source: the annotation of a GenBank genome assembly